GCCAGCUAGGGCGAGGUGGGGCGGGGCAGAGCAGAGGCCUGCUGGUCGGUCAGGGACAGUGUGGGGGCGUGCGAUUGUGUCCCUUCAACCCCACAGUCAAGCACUAUGGUCGGCAGGUCAGGUUACCGGGCGCUGCCCCUGGGGGACUUGGACCGUUUUCAGCAGUCAAGCUUUGGCUUCUUGGGCUUACCGAAAGACUACUUGUUCCUGGAGCCGGGCAGCGUGGGACCGGGGGCUGAUGCACCUCAGACCUGGCCCUCUUGCCUCUGCCACGGCCUCAUUAGUUUCCUGGGGUUCUUGUUGUUGCUGAUUACCUUCCCCAUUUCUGGCUGGUUUUCCCUGAAGAUUGUGCCCACCUAUGAGCGGAUGAUUGUAUUUCGACUGGGCCGGAUCCGCACCCCUCAAGGGCCUGGCAUGGUUCUGCUCCUGCCCUUCGUUGAUUCCUUUCAGAGGGUGGAUCUGAGGACACGAGCCUUCAGUGUCCCUCCUUGCAAGUUGGCUUCUAAGGAUGGGGCUGUGCUAUCUGUAGGGGCUGAUGUGCAGUUCCGCAUCUGGGACCCAGUGUUGUCAGUGAUGACUGUGAAGGACCUGAACACAGCCACACGGAUGACGGCCCAGAAUGCCAUGACCAAGGCCCUGCUCAAGAGGCCUCUGCGGGAGAUCCAGAUGGAGAAGCUCAAGAUCAGCGACCAGCUCCUGGGACUGAAUACUCCCUGCCUUGCUGGACUCUCCUUAGCUGCUCCAGGCCAGCUGCUUCACCCCGCACUCUCCUGGUUCAGCCUUCCCAUCCUCACGCAUCACUCCGUGCAGCAGGCCUGGCCUCCUAAAGCUCAGCUGGAGAUCAACGAUGUGACCAGGGCCUGGGGGCUCGAGGUGGACCGCGUGGAGCUGGCAGUGGAGGCCGUGCUGCAGCUGCCCCAGGACAGCCCCCUCCAGCAGCUAGCUCCCCACCUUCUGGAGGUGGGCAUGUCCUCAGUGGCAGGAUGUGCCCUGCCCCUGGGGCAAGACACCUUGAAGAUCGUGAGUGAAGUUGAGCUGCCUGCCCCUCACACCGGUGCUGGGCCCAGCUUGAAGCAGCCUGUGGCUGAGGGGCUGCUGACUACUCUGCAGCCCUACCUGUCUGAGACCCUGGUCAGUCAAGUCGGGGCCUGCUACCAGUUCAAUGUCAUCCUGCCCAGUGGCACCCAGAGCGUCUACUUCCUGGACCUCACUACAGGGCAAGGGAGAGUGGGACGUGGAGUGCCUGAUGGCAUCCCUGACGUGGAGGUGGAGGUGGCUGAGGCAGACCUACGGGCCCUGUUGUGCAGGGAGCUGCGGCCCCUGGGGGCCUACAUGAGUGGGCGGCUAAAGGUGAAGGGUGACCUGGCAGUGGCCAUGAAACUGGAGGCUGUCCUCAGAACCCUGAAGUAGCAGCCUUGGCUGACCAUCCGUAGCCCAGCCCAAGCCUGGCACCAAGCCAGGGGCAUCUUGGAGGAAGAGGCAUUGGCGCCGCACCUCAGAUUACUGAGUCCCCGAGAAGUUUCAGGCCCAGCCAGGAGCCAGUGAAUGGAGGUUGAGUUGGGCUGCUCUGCCCUUCCCAGUCCCCGCCAAGGACCCAGCCCUGAACUGGGCACACAGCACAGUAACAGGAGCACCCGGCCUGCUCUGCCCUCCUGCCUGUCUGAUCAGAGGGGCAGGGCCCACAGAAACAGCCGGAUAGCAGCUGGUUUGGUCCCACUGUGAGGCGGCAAAGUAUGUGGCUCAGGCUCCCAGAUCUAGAGUGUGGUUGGGGCGGGGGGAGAUGGAGAGGAAAGUGACCACUGAGAAGAGGUCACUGCAGCCAGAGGGACCUGGGAAUCAUACGGGGCCCACUGUCCAGACUGCAGUCCAGGCCCACAGGUCGGGAUGGGUAGAGUGGAGUCUGUUCCUCCCUGGGCCCCAAACACCUCUUGACUUGCCUGACAGCUCACUCUUACACACCUGCUGGGCCAGGCCGGGGCCUAGGGCAGCAUGAAGGGGGCCCUGCCCUUCCUGUGCAGCCUACCACAGGUUUGAAAACUCGAGUUGGGGAGCAGUAGGGUGUGGUGUUGGGGGAAUCCCCAGGCUGUUCCCCUGGUGUCCGUGGCCAGGGACUAGGGCCCUACAGGCUGACACAAACCCUCACGAUGCUCUUGAAUCCCGCGGAUCCUCUGUGCCGAGGGUCUCAGAUCCUCUGAGGCAGGAGCCAGCACUCUGUUCCUCUGGAUAGAGGUGUGCCAGGAAAGGGGGGGUGUUGGGGUCUGAGGCAUGGUGGAGUCACCCCAUUUAGGAGAGCUGUCGGGGCUGGUCUGUGUCUCCCCUUCUGUCACGCCUCGUCUCACCUUCUCCACUGGAUAAAGGGAAGGAAACAAGAAAACCUGCACAGAGUUCCAGCCUGGAGACCUGGCCAGGCUUGCCGCUUCACUGAUCCAGCCCAGACCCCAGGCAGCCUGGGGGAGGGGCCUUUCGCUUCUCCGGUCCUCAUCUGAAUCUCACUUCCUGAAGAGGCCUGUGAAAAAGCCCCACAGAAACCUGAGCGCUCCCUUGAGAAACAGCUUCCCGCACCAGGCCUUCCUGUGAAAGCUUAAAAGAAACCGAAACUCCUCAGAGUCUCUGGGCAGGGAAGGACCAGGGGAAACUGAAAGUUCCCGGAAUCGUCUGUGGUGGAGAGCGAGCCCUGCCGCCAGCCAUUGAUGCCCUCGGUGGGGCUCUGCCGCUCAGGCAGGGCCGGCACUCCAGCAAACGGAGCCCAUGGGCUCAAGGGCCCUUGGGCUUCAAAGGGCUGAGUGGAACUUAACAGUCACUAUGGAAGGAUAAGGGAUACCUACCUAGCAGGGUGAGGGUGUCAAUCAAAGAAGGCUUCCUGAGAGGGUGGUGCCUGAGAUUUGGAGCUGCGUGGGCAGGUGCCAGCAAGGAGAAAAGGAAAGAAAUAGGGAAGCCCUGGCCAGGUAGCCCAGUAGGUUAGCGCAUCCUCCCCAUAAACCAAGGCUGUGGGUUUGGUCCCACGGUAGGGCACAUACAGGAAUCAACCAGUGAAUGCAUAUGUAAGUGGAACACCAAAUUGUUUCCCCCCUUCCUCUCUCUCAAACUGUCAAUAAAAUUUAAAAAAGGAAAUGUGGGAAAAACAUUGGACAGAAGGGAAAACCCUUCUGAGGACACAGAAGGAACUGGGCACUGCAGUACGGAGCAGGGGAACCCCGACUGUGAGGAGGGUGAAGGAGUGACGGUGUGCCAGGAGCGCCCCUGCGGUGGGCGAGACGCUGCCCCUGCCUACCCGGCACUCCACGGGGUCCAGCAGAAGUGGGGCCUGCUCGAGUGUGCUUGUAGGGUGAUAAUAUGGGUGUACGAAUUUAGUUUUCAUUUGGGCAUUUCACCUAAAAUGUCAUUUGUUGUGCUUGAGUGUGAUACUGUUAUGUUACAGAAUUAUAUGCUCAUGAUUUUGUAAUAAAAAGGGCAUUAUUUGUGCCAGACCCUGUAGUUAUGCUGUUUAUAUAUUAAUAUCUAAUAUGUCUCAUGUUAAAUUUUGAAUAGCUUGUAUAAUCACUUGGUUUAUCCUGUGUGUUUUUUGUUUUUACACAAAUUGCAACAUAGCAAACACAUGUUGUUUUGUUCACUUAACAUUAAACCUUGAGGGUUUUUUUUUUUCAUAUUAGCACACGAAGACUUUCCCCAUUUGGUUUUGUUAAUUACGUAUGAUUCCAUUGUUUGGAUGUAUCACAAUUUAUUUCACCUGUCUUGCACUUAGAUUAUGUCUUGAGUUUUGCUAUUUCAAGCAAUGUUGCACUCAUAACCUUUAAAUAUGCCAAUUAAACUGUGCUUGAGUUUGAAGGAUAAACUCUUAGAAGGGAAAU
Messenger RNA from Phyllostomus hastatus (greater spear-nosed bat), 3848 nucleotides. RefSeq names its product stomatin like 1 (gene STOML1). Gene Ontology annotation, cellular component: plasma membrane. Bases 106 to 1410 code for a protein of 434 amino acids. The transcript is spliced from 8 exons. The record is from RefSeq and is a predicted model, not a curated record. NCBI's taxonomy places the organism in Eukaryota, Metazoa, Chordata, Mammalia, Chiroptera, Phyllostomidae.